Molecule: messenger RNA, 869 nt
Organism: Panicum hallii
Lineage: Eukaryota; Viridiplantae; Streptophyta; Magnoliopsida; Poales; Poaceae
Product: MFS18 protein-like
Exons: 1
Coding region: 79-468 (129 amino acids)
Source: RefSeq, a predicted model, not a curated record
CAGCAGCAGCAGCAGCGAGAAAGCCACACGCACAUCUCCAGUCCAGCGAGGAGCGAGAAGAGGAGGCGAGCAGCAGCGAUGGCGAGGUCUGCCAAGAUGAUGGCGGCGGCGGCCCUGCUGGUCCUGGCCGUGGCGGCGGCGACCGCCGAGGCGAGGAACAUCAAGACGGCGGACAAGAAGCAGGACGACCCAGCUGUGCAGCCGCAGACCUUCCCGCCCUUCGACCGCCUCGGCGGCGGAAUGCCCGGCAGCAGCCUCCCGGGCAGCAGCAUCCCCGGCAGCAGCAUGCCGGGGUUCUCCCUCCCCGGCAGCGGCGGGCUCACCCCGGGCUUCAGCCUCCCCGGCUCCGGCAGCAUCGGCAGCAUGCCCCUCUUCGGCGGCGGCUCCCCGGGCUUCAGCGGCUUCGGUGGCCUGCCCGGCUCCCCCGCCGCCGGCGGCUCCGUCCCCGAGCACGCCAACAAGCCCUGAAGUCCGUCCGCCGGAGCCCGGGCUAUAGCGCCUCGUACGUCGUCGUGCAUGCGUGGUUGGUUUGGUUGGCCGGUCGGCUUCCCCGUUCAUCUAUCUGUGCAGUUAGGCUUGCACCCUACUACGUCUAGCUAGCUAUAGCUUCUGUUCUACUGCUUCUAGUUACCUGCUCGCAUUGCAUUGGAGAGAGCUGGGGAUGUGUUGGUUAUUGUGUUUGAUUUGUUGCUUGGUUACUAGGUUAUUAUCGUCAAUGGUGUCUGUGUGUUCUUGGUGUUGUACUGGUGAUGUGUUCUUGAGGCAUGAAUAAUGCUGCAUGUGAUGUUUGUGCUGUGGGAUUUGUUGUAAUGUAUGCACUAAGCUAGCUUUUGUUGUCAUUAUAUGAUAUGAAUGGUUCACAUUUGUUA